Olea europaea var. sylvestris is the source of this 668-nucleotide messenger RNA. RefSeq lists its product as uncharacterized. Bases 70 to 462 code for a protein of 130 amino acids. NCBI's taxonomy places the organism in Eukaryota, Viridiplantae, Streptophyta, Magnoliopsida, Lamiales, Oleaceae. The transcript has a single exon. The record is from RefSeq and is a predicted model, not a curated record.
UAUAAUUUAUAGAGAGAAGAUAUAUAUAUAUAUAGAGAGAGAGAGAGAGAGAGCAAAAGAAAGAGAGCGAUGGCAAAAUUGUACGUAAUGUUUGUGCUUGUACUUGUAUUUGUGCAUGCAACUGCACGAAAAAUUCCUCUCGACACACAAGGCAGAAACCCUAAUGAUAACACUCUAAGCCAUGUUGAAAACAGACAUAAUGCUGCUGCCGGUGUUGAUGAUCAGAAAAACUUCAUCACUUACGGAGGCGUAGGCGGAUGCGCCGGUAUUGGUGGCGUUGCUGGGGUGUUGCCAGUGCUACCAGUUCUUGGUGGUGUUGGAGGAGUCGGUGGCCUUGGAGGUGCUGGCGGUGUUGGAGGGCUGGGCGGCGGGGUUGGAAAAGUUGGUGGUGUGGGUGUCAAAGGCGCCGGACUUGGUGGUGGAGUUGGUGGUGCAGCCGGUGCCGGCGGCAUUUUGCCUUGAGAAGUUUGUUUAUCUUAUCAGUGUAUUUUCAUGUUUAUUAUGGGUUCAAAAAUUGUUUGCAUGCAUGGUGUCAUUAUUCAGUAUAAUUAGAUUGUUGUUGUCUGAAGUUUUAUUUUCAAGGUCUCGUGUGUUCCGAAUUCUGUAAUUUAGUGAGUACAAAGUUCAUUUCUUGUCUAUUUUAUAUAUCUCCUCAUGUUAUUUUUCAA